AUGGUCUUUGGGACAGUUCUGCUCCCACCUAGCAGUUAUGGUAGAGAUCAGAACACGCCGCUCUGCUGCCUGCGCGGCGAGGCCUCGGGACGUGCUCGACCCGCCUUAACAGAAGCCUUGCAUCGCCCCUACGGUUGUGAUGUCGAGCCUCAGGCGCUGAAUGAAGCUAUCAGGUGGAGCUCCAAGGAGAACUUGCUUGGAGCCACUGAGAGUGACCCUAAUCUCUUCGUUGCACUUUACGAUUUUGUAGCAAGUGGUGAUAACACGCUCAGCAUCACUAAAGGUGAGAAGCUGCGUGUCCUUGGGUACAACCAGAAUGGUGAGUGGAGCGAAGUUCGCUCUAAGAACGGACAGGGCUGGGUGCCGAGCAACUACAUCACCCCGGUGAACAGCCUGGAAAAGCACUCCUGGUACCACGGACCCGUGUCGCGCAGCGCGGCAGAGUAUCUGCUCAGCAGCCUGAUCAACGGCAGUUUCCUGGUGCGGGAAAGUGAGAGCAGCCCCGGGCAGCUGUCGAUCUCACUCAGGUACGAGGGCCGUGUGUAUCACUACAGGAUCAAUACCACCACGGACGGCAAGGUGUACGUGACGGCUGAGAGCCGCUUCAGCACCUUGGCAGAGCUCGUUCACCACCACUCCACGGUGGCCGACGGGCUGGUGACCACUCUGCACUACCCAGCCCCCAAGUGCAAUAAGCCUACGGUCUACGGCGUGUCCCCCAUCCACGACAAGUGGGAGAUGGAACGAACAGAUAUCACCAUGAAGCACAAACUCGGGGGUGGGCAGUAUGGGGAGGUCUACGUUGGCGUCUGGAAGAAAUACAGCCUUACGGUUGCUGUGAAAACACUGAAGGAAGACACCAUGGAGGUGGAGGAGUUCCUGAAAGAAGCUGCGGUGAUGAAGGAGAUCAAGCACCCUAAUCUGGUACAGCUGUUAGGUGUGUGUACUCUGGAGCCACCGUUUUACAUUGUGACUGAAUACAUGCCGUACGGGAACCUGCUGGAUUAUCUCCGAGAAUGCAGCCGGGAGGAGGUGACUGCCGUCGUGCUGCUCUACAUGGCCACUCAGAUCUCUUCCGCCAUGGAGUAUCUGGAGAAGAAGAACUUCAUCCACAGAGAUCUUGCGGCUCGGAACUGCCUCGUGGGAGAAAACCACGUGGUAAAAGUGGCUGACUUUGGCUUGAGUAGACUGAUGACCGGAGACACCUAUACUGCUCACGCUGGCGCCAAAUUCCCUAUCAAGUGGACAGCACCAGAGAGUCUUGCCUACAAUACGUUCUCAAUUAAAUCUGAUGUCUGGGCUUUUGGGGUACUGCUGUGGGAAAUCGCCACAUAUGGAAUGUCGCCAUAUCCGGGUAUUGACCUGUCUCAGGUCUACGAUCUGCUGGAAAAGGGGUACCGCAUGGAACAGCCUGAGGGAUGCCCCCCUAAGGUUUACGAACUUAUGAGAGCAUGCUGGAAGUGGAGCCCUGCUGACAGGCCCUCUUUUGCUGAAACGCAUCAAGCUUUUGAAACCAUGUUCCAUGACUCGAGCAUUUCUGAAGAGGUAGCCGAGGAGCUGGGCAGAGCCGCCUCGUCGUCAUCUGUUGCUCCGUACCUGCCCCGGUUACCUGUCCUUCCGUCCAAGACUCGGACACUGAGGAAGCAGCUGGAGAACCAGGAGAACAUGGAAGAGGGGCAAGAUGCCACAGAAAACUCUGCUUCCAGUUCGGCACCAGGGUUCAUGAGAAGCGCACAGGCCUCCAGUGGGUCCCCGGCACUGCCUCGGAAGCAGAGAGACAAGUCACCCAGCAGCCUCUUGGAAGAUGCCAAAGAGACAUGCUUCACCAGGGACAGGAAGGGAGGCUUCUUCAGCUCGUUCAUGAAAAAGAGAAACGCCCCCACGCCCCCCAAACGCAGCAGCUCCUUCCGAGAAAUGGAGAAUCAGCCCCACAAGAAAUACGAACUCACGGGUAACUUCUCGUCUGUGGCUUCUCUGCAGCAUGCCGAGGGGUUCUCUCUCACUCCUGCCCAGCAAGAGGCGAACCUGGUGCCACCCAAGUGCUACGGGGGCAGCUUCGCGCAGAGGAGUCUCUGCCCUGACGACGGCGGCGGCGGUGGCGGCGGGUGGUCCGGCCUCACGGGCUUCUUCACGCCGCGCUUAAUCAAAAAGACCCUGGGCUUGCGAGCAGGUAAACCCACAGCCAGCGACGACACUUCCAAGCCGUUUCCAAGGUCAAACUCUACAUCUUCCAUGUCCUCAGGGCUUCCAGAGCAGGACAGAAUGGCGAUGACCCUUCCCAGGAACUGCCAGAGGGCCAAAGUCCAGCUGGAAAGGACCGUGUCCACCUCUUCUCAGCCGGAAGAGAACGGGGACAGGGCCAGCGACGCGCUUCCAAAAAAAUCAGAGGACGGUGCUGCUCCAACCAGGGAGAGACCAAAAGCCAAACUGUUGCCCAGAGGAGCCGCAGCUGCUCCUCUCAGAAGCCCCUCUGGGGACCCAGCCGUCCCCGAGAAGGACGCCGCGGGGCCGGGCAAGGAGAGGAACGGCGGGGCCCGGCUCGGCAUGGCCGGAGUCCCGGAGGACGGCGAGCAGCCCGGCUGGUCCUCCCCGGCCAGGGCCGCGGCCGCGCUGCCCGCCGCCCACAGCCACCGAGUGCCGGUGCUCAUCUCGCCCACGCCGAGGCCCGCGGCGGCCGACGCGCAGCUCGUGGGCACGGACUCGCAGGGGAACAAGUUCAAGCUCCUGUGCGAGCACCAGGCCGCGGCCUCUGCAGACAAGGACCGGCCCCGCCGGCUGAAACCAAAGUGCGCCCCGCCCCCGCCCCCGGCGCCCAGACCGCCGCCGCAGCCGCCCGCCUGCUCGGAGCCCUCGGAGCCCCCGCAGGAGCCGCCGGAGCCGCAGGAAGCGGGGAAGAGGGCGGCUCCCGGGCCCGCGCCCAGCGCGGGGAAAGCCGCGCGGCCGGCGAUGCCUCCGCCCCAAGUGCCUCUGCCCGCGGCCUCGGCCUCCGUCUCGCCGGCCAAGAUGGCCAACGGCACCGCGGGCGCCAAAGUGGCUCUGAGGAGAGCCAGGCAGGCCGCCGAGAAGCUCUCGGCAGACAAGGUCAGCAAAGAGGCCCUGCUGGAGUGUGCCGGCCUGCUGUCCAGCGCCAUCGCGGAGCCCGUGCCCCACAGCCAGCUGCUGGACGCGGGCCUGCAGCUGCUCGAGCGCUGCUCGGGCUACGUGGACUGCAUCCCGCACACGCGCACCAAGUUCGCCUUCCGCGAGGCCGUGAGCAGACUGGAGCUCAGCCUGCAGGAGCUGCAGGUGUCCUCGGCCGCCGGCGUGCCGGGGGCGAGCCCCGUGCUCAGUAACUUGCUGUCGUGUGUGCAGGAGAUCAGCGAUGUCGUGCAGAGGUAGCCU
Propithecus coquereli (Coquerel's sifaka) is the source of this 3381-nucleotide messenger RNA. RefSeq names its product ABL proto-oncogene 2, non-receptor tyrosine kinase (gene ABL2). Bases 1 to 3378 code for a protein of 1125 amino acids. Gene Ontology annotation, biological process: regulation of apoptotic process; protein phosphorylation. The transcript is spliced from 11 exons. NCBI's taxonomy places the organism in Eukaryota, Metazoa, Chordata, Mammalia, Primates, Indriidae. Gene Ontology annotation, molecular function: non-membrane spanning protein tyrosine kinase activity; protein binding; ATP binding. The record is from RefSeq and is a predicted model, not a curated record.